AGACCUCACGUGUGAAGUCAAUCAAGCCAGCCAUCGCCUUGCUCCCCAUUCGUCUGCCCCAUUUUUGGCUCUCCUCUCCCCAUUUCCAGGUAAAACCACACCCUUCCCAGUCUCUGUCUCAGAUUUGAGAGAACGAGUGAAUCAAAGAGGCAACCUCUCUCCAUAACAGGCGUGACCUGAGAUCAUACAGAACCCUAACCCCAAAUAGCCAACCAUAAUGUGGAGAAGAAUCCUCUCUUCACACCUCAAGACCCUAGCUGCUGCCGCUUCGCCUCCAACUCCUUAUUGCCGAUCUGCUCUAAUCAGAUCUUCUACACUCUCUCUAUCUGCUAACAGAUCCCUAAUUUCUCCUUCUUCCGCUUUCGUCGCUCGCCACUUCAGUUCGGAUGCAGCAAAUACUUCUGUGAAGAAGAGGGUUGAAGAUGUAAUGCCUAUUGCAACUGGACAUGAGAGAGAGGAACUUGAAGCGGAGCUUGAGGGAAGAGAUCUGCUUGAAAUAAACUAUCCUGUUGGUCCAUUCGGCACAAAGGUUGGUACAAUCUGCUCUUUAGAAAUAGAAUGAUAAUAAUUGAUUUGCAUUGCAUGCAAGUGAAAUGGGUUUUUCUGCUUAGGUCAUGUUGAAUUUUGAA
Molecule: messenger RNA, 629 nt
Organism: Carica papaya (papaya)
Lineage: Eukaryota; Viridiplantae; Streptophyta; Magnoliopsida; Brassicales; Caricaceae
Source: RefSeq, a predicted model, not a curated record